AUGAGUGAUGAUACCGCCUGGGAACUAGCGGAGGGAAUCCCUCAGGUUGAAGAUCAAUUUAUUCAACAAUAUCUCCAGGGACGAAACGCCUUGAUUGCUGAAGAGCAAAAGAGACGUCAUGAUGCGGUAUUUCGCAAAUCAAUGUCACCUAUUGCUGCUCGCGCGUGUAAAAUCGUGUCUCAGAUCCGGGCUCGCGAGCAAAGAGAACUCUGGUCUCAAGGACUAGAUGGCGAAGAUGAGAUCAUUUAUCCAGGAGUUAUGUUUCAUCAUGCAAAAGGCCGCAUGGAGAAAACCAAUCUCUGGAAGAUUGUGGAAAAAAUGCCCAAAGGCUCUCUUCUUCACGCUCAUAUGGAUGCCAUGUUUGAUAUAGAUUUUUUGAUCGAUCAAGCAUUUUCAACACCUGGAAUCCAUAUAUCCGCACCCAAGCCUCUGCUUACUUCAGAAGAUUAUGAGACUGCGCCCGUUUCAUUUCAAUUCUCGUCUCAGUCGACUACCGCUGAUAACAAGCCCGUUAUAUGGACUGAUGGAUAUGAAUCCUCAUCACUGAUCCCUAUCAAGACAGCAGCAUCCACAUUUCCCCAGGGAGGGGAAGAUGGCUUCCGAAAAUGGUUGACGCGUCGAUGUAUGCUUCUACCCGAGCACGCAUACAAAUACCACGAUGGAGUCGAUGCCAUAUGGAAAGUGUUUAUGGGAACUUUCCCCAUAAUCAAUUCUAUUCUAAUGUACGAGCCCAUUUUUCGGGCUUGCUUUCGUCGAAUGCUGGGACAACUAGCGGCAGACGGGAUUCGUUAUGUGGAGUUUCGUGUCGUCUUUCUCUUCCAGUUUAGAACAGAAGGGAAGGACGAACCAGAAUACGACUACAUAAAAUUCUUCGAUGUGUUUGAAGAGGAAAUCCAACGUUUCAAGAAAACAGAAGAAGGGAAGAGGUUUUACGCGGCACGAAUCAUAUGGGCUGGCCUACGAAGGACUUCAAAUCAGGACAUUGUCCAGACUAUGAAUGAGUGCAUCAUAAGCAAGCACGAAUUCCCCGACCUGAUCUGUGGAUUUGAUAUGGUCGGUCAAGAGGAUGCCGGUCGGCCCCUAGUUGACCUAGUGCCACUUCUAUUUUGGUUUCGCAAGACAUGUAUGGAGGAAGGAGUCGAUAUUCCCUUCUUCUUCCAUGCGGGCGAAUGUCUUGGUGAUGGCGACGAGACGGAUCACAAUCUCUUCGACGCUAUCCUGCUAGGAACAAGGCGAAUUGGUCAUGGGUUCUCGCUCUACAAACACCCGCUACUCAUUGAUCUUGUCAAGGAGAAGAAAAUCCUUGUCGAAUGUUGUCCGAUCUCUAACGAAAUUCUUCGUCUGGCAAAUUCUAUCAAGUCCCACCCAUUGCCUGCACUGCUAUCCCGGGGUGUGUCGGUUUCGCUUUGCAACGAUGACCCGGCCAUUCUUGGUCAUGGCAGAAAUGGGUUAACGCACGAUUAUUGGCAGGCCAUACAAGGACUGCAGAAUGUUGACCUUGCCGGUGCGGCAAUGAUGGUACAAAAUUCUAUCUUGUGGAGCUGUUUCGAGGACCAGUCAGCUACUGAAUGGAAACGUGAAGUCGGAGAUGGUAUUCUUGGGGAAGGACUGAAGGCAAAUCGCCUGCAAGAAUGGUGGUCUGAUUUUGAUAAGUUUUGCGAGUGGGUUGUCUUGGAGUUUGCAGAGUUUGACGAUGAUGAUUGA
This is a messenger RNA of Penicillium taxi, 1704 nucleotides long. RefSeq names its product putative CECR1 family adenosine deaminase. The record is from RefSeq and is a predicted model, not a curated record. The transcript has 2 exons. NCBI's taxonomy places the organism in Eukaryota, Fungi, Ascomycota, Eurotiomycetes, Eurotiales, Aspergillaceae. Gene Ontology annotation, biological process: inosine biosynthetic process; adenosine catabolic process. Gene Ontology annotation, molecular function: adenosine deaminase activity. The coding region runs from base 1 to 1704 and encodes 567 amino acids.